This is a messenger RNA of Apiotrichum porosum, 1509 nucleotides long. RefSeq lists its product as uncharacterized. Gene Ontology annotation, cellular component: membrane. Gene Ontology annotation, molecular function: carbohydrate:proton symporter activity. The transcript is spliced from 7 exons. Lineage: Eukaryota; Fungi; Basidiomycota; Tremellomycetes; Trichosporonales; Trichosporonaceae. The record is from RefSeq and is a predicted model, not a curated record. Gene Ontology annotation, biological process: carbohydrate transport; transmembrane transport. The coding region runs from base 1 to 1509 and encodes 502 amino acids.
AUGCCAAAGAAACCGGGCUCCAGAUGGAGCAGGAUGACGCCCCUGCUGGCGUUCUCUUGCUUCUGCCUCGUCGUCGGCGACCUGCUUUUCGGUUACGACGUCGGCAACUUUGGAGGUAUUCUUGGUAACCCCGGCUUUAUCCGCCAGUUUGGAAGCAAGAACGCAAAUGGUGUUUACAAGCUCUCGUCCCUCCACACCUCCCUCUUGGCAUCUCUGGCCUUCAUCGGCAAGUUUCUGGGAUGUCUGGCAGCUGCGCCCUUGAUCGAGCGAUUUGGCCAUCGCGUGGUGUUUGUCCAGUUGAGUGUGGUGUCUAUCAUCGGAGUCAUCAUUGAGAUCACAUCCGCUGGGACGGGCCCGGAAACUGGGCGUCUAGCUCAACUCAUUGUCGGACGCAUUGUCGUCUACGCUGCGAUCGGACUGGUCGAGAUCUGCGUUUCAACGUACCAGUCAGAGAUCGUUCACCCAGGAAUACGCGGAUUCGUUGUGACAACGCUGCAGAUGUUCCUCAACUGCGGUGGCCUGCUCGCAUCUGGCCUGAACCGGGCGUUCCGGUUUGACACCACCAGCACAGGUUGGAGGACUGUCACCGGUGUGCAGCUCAUCUUCCCUGUCCUCAUUGUCGCUUGUGUGCCCUUCAUUCCCGACUCUCCACGAUGGCUUCUCUCCCGGGACCGCAACGACGAUGCGAUCACUUCACUCCGCCGACUCCGACCAGCCCAGGAAGUCCAGUCCGGCCAAUGCGAAGAGGAACUUGCGAGUAUCAAAGCGGGGCUCACGUCCAACGUUCACAAGAAUUCAUGGAUGUCGACUCUCCGUGGUACCAAUCUGCGGCGGACCAUGCUUGUGGUGAUGUUCUACACCUAUGGCCAGAUCACAGGUCAAGCGUUCGUGUCGACCUACGCUGUCAUCUUCUACCAGGCCAACGGCUAUGCCGCCCAUGCGUUCACAUACCCCAUCAUCACAAGCGUGUUCAGCAUCCUCUCUUGCAUCCCGUGCAUGCACUUUGUGGACACGGCCGGUCGCCGGGUAGUCUUGAUGACAAGCUACUUUCUACAAGCCCUGUUCCUGUUCCUCGUGGCCGGCAUGGGCAGCCUGCCCAACAAGAAUGGCGCAGAGAAGAAUGCUGUGGUAGCAUGGGUCAUGCUCUUCGGUAUCAGCUACAGCCUGGGAGGUGCCGGCGUCCCCUACCUCCUAGGAGCAGAGCUUCCCAAUCACUCUGUUCGCGAAAAGACAUCCACAAUCGGCACGUCCAUCAACGUGGUAUGGGCCUUUGUUGUCAACUUUUCAAUGCCCUACCUCUUGGCUGCAAUCAGCGUCAAGGUCGGAUGGGUUUUUGGCAGCAUUUCCGUCUCUGCACUCGUCCUCACCUUCCUGUUCCUUCCAGAGACAAAGGGCAUGACCCUCGAGGAGAUUGACGACGUCUUUGCAAGACCUUUUAACCCCUUCCGUUCAUCAAGGGUUCGUGAAGAUGACGAGUCGGAGAUCGAGCAGAUCGAAACGGACCUGUAA